AUGAUGGAAUUCAUAAUUAGAUGUCAUUAUAUCAAAAUGUGUUAUCAUAAAAAUUUCCAUCAAAUAUUGAAUCAAAAUUAGGUAUUGGCCCUAUUUGGAUAAUGUUAUGAAGAAUUCAUUAAAAAAUUGAUUAUUUCAGAUAGGUGUAGAUUAAAAACUAAUGUGUAAAAAAAUUAAGAACAAGUUGGAAAAAUUAAACAAUUCAAUCGGUAACUGCAACAAGAAUAUCAGAAUGAAAGAAUCCCUAUAAAGCCAUUGUAAUUACAUGUUGCAUUCGAGUGUUUCUAAAAAAAGAAAAUGCUUACUGGUUUAGUCCUUUCUUCUCCAAAAGUAUAAUUAGAGAGAUAAGACAACCAAAAUGGUAGGGUUUUUAGAUUUAUAUAAUUCGAUCAGUCCUUUUCUUUGAGAAGAGUAAAGAUUUAGUUAACCAAAAAUUUAGCCCUCCAUUAAACCAGAGUGCUUUUAAAAAUGAGAAAGCAGUUAUGAAA
Paramecium octaurelia is the source of this 488-nucleotide messenger RNA. Lineage: Eukaryota; Ciliophora; Oligohymenophorea; Peniculida; Parameciidae. The record is from the annotation of a GenBank genome assembly.